AUGCCCGUUUACCUCCCGGGGGCUACUGAUAGCACUGUUCCUUCACGCGAGGCUGGUCGCGAGAUCCCUAUCCGUGUUUACAAGCCCGAUAAUGGCGAGCCCAGCAAAGGCGUCUUCCUGCAUUUCCAUGGUGGCGGCUUUGUGCUGGCAACACACAAGGAUUCCGAUAGCAGCCUCCGAGCAUACUCCAACGAGUGCCAGCUAACGGCCAUUUCAGUCGGAUACCGCUUGGCCCCCGAGCAUCCCUACCCGGCACCGGUACAAGAUGCCAUCGAUGCCGCCGAGUACAUGGUGGACCAUGCGGUGGAGGUGUAUGGCGGCCCCCUCCAAUUUAUCGGUGGAGAAUCAGCCGGAGGCUGUCUCGCCACUCUAUCAGCCUUACAUUUAUUACGAUCACGGCCGUCUUUCAAAUUGACGGGUCUCGUUCUGCCUUACGGCUUAUUUGAUCUAGGUCUUGGGCUUCCGACGAUCGCAACUUCGACUAAGCCUCUCAUGAUCAAUUUGGCAAUCAUGGAGCGGUUCAAUAGCGCGUAUGUGCCGGGCAUGAGCACUGCCGAGCGCAAACAUCCUUGUGUGUCCCCACUAUACGAGGACCUCCCCGCACUGGUUGCUGCCUCCUCCGUGGGAUCGUUGCCCCCCCGCUCUCUUCCUUUGUGGGACGGAGGAUCCAUUGCUUGA
This is a messenger RNA of Penicillium crustosum, 678 nucleotides long. RefSeq lists its product as uncharacterized. The record is from RefSeq and is a predicted model, not a curated record. The transcript is spliced from 2 exons. Gene Ontology annotation, molecular function: hydrolase activity. Lineage: Eukaryota; Fungi; Ascomycota; Eurotiomycetes; Eurotiales; Aspergillaceae. The coding region runs from base 1 to 678 and encodes 225 amino acids.